This is a messenger RNA of Aspergillus calidoustus, 720 nucleotides long. Lineage: Eukaryota; Fungi; Ascomycota; Eurotiomycetes; Eurotiales; Aspergillaceae. The record is from the annotation of a GenBank genome assembly.
AUGUCUACAGCCCCGGUCAUUUUUCACCUCCCCACGUGCAUCGACGCCCCUGACCUCCCACCCUUAGUGGCGAGAUACAAAGCCCUCCGCCUCCACGGUCUAACCACGGACCCCGACGCAUUCAGCUCAACCCUCGCGCGCGAGACAGCCUUCACAGACGAAGUAUGGGAGAGUCGCAUUCGGAACCCGCUUAAUACAUCAUUCAUCGCCAUACGCAAGGAACCAGGCAACUCCGAACAUGAGAAUGCUGCACGAAGUGAUAUCGCCGAAUUAAGUACGAGAGAGUGGGUUGGGCAAGUUACCCUUCUGGGGCCCGUGGUCGAUUCAACUCCGAGUGGCGAUGUUGCAGGAGGCAAGACGGACAAGCCGUGGGAGGCUUUUAAUGCGAUUGACUUUCAGCAAGCGGCGGAUGCUGUCCCGCGGAUUAGGCGUGGGUCGAGGGUUGUGUACGUUCUUGUUGGGAUGUAUGUGCGGCCUGAGGUGAGGGGGGCCGGGUAUGGGAGGAUGCUUGUGGAGAGGGCGAUGGAGGCUGUGAAGGAGAGCUGCGCUAGGGGCGCGUGGGAUGCGGUGGUUCUCGCGAUGGUUUCGCGGGGCAAUAAUGGGGCAAAGAGAUUGUAUGAGCGGGCUGGAUUUGUGGCGAGGGAUGAGCCGCUUGAUGUUGGUGGGCACGAGGAGUGGGUGCUGGAGUGCAGGUAUGAGGACCUUAGGCAGGUGGUUUAG